AUGACCAGGGGUUCACAAUUAAGGAGUGAGGGGUGGGAGGAGUUCGAGUAUGACAACAACGAGAGUGGAAGGGCUCUCCAGAAACAAGAGGCUUCGCAGGAAGGGGCGGAGCGCGGCCCCGUCGACACGUUCUGGUACAAGUUCCUGCGCCGCGAACCCGGCGGCGCGCUCUCCUGGGAAGGCAGUGGGCCACACCACGAUCGCUGCUGUACUUAUAAUGAAAACAACUUGGUGGAUGGUGUUUAUUGUCUCCCAAUUGGACACUGGAUUGAGGCCACUGGGCACACCAAUGAGAUGAAGCACACAACAGACUUCUAUUUUAAUAUUGCAGGUCACCAAGCCAUGCAUUAUUCAAGAAUUCUACCAAAUAUCUGGCUGGGCAGCUGUCCUCGGCAACUGGAACAUGUAACCAUCAAACUGAAGCAUGAAUUGGGGAUUACUGCUGUAAUGAAUUUCCAGACGGAGUGGGAUAUUGUACAAAAUUGCUCAGGUUGUAACCGCUAUCCAGAGCCCAUGAGUCCAGACACUAUGAUUAAACUGUACAAGGAAGAAGGCUUGGUCUACAUCUGGAUGCCAACGCCAGAUAUGAGUACGGAAGGCCGGGUCCAGAUGCUGCCCCAGGCUGUGUGCCUGCUGCACGCGCUGCUGGAGAAUGGACACACGGUGUACGUGCACUGCAAUGCUGGCGUGGGCCGCUCUACGGCCGCCGUGUGCGGGUGGCUGCAGUACGUGCAGGGCUGGAGCCCCCGGAAGGUGCAGUACUUCCUCCUGGCCAAGAGGCCCGCGGUGUACAUAGACGAGGACGCACUGGCUCGGGCCCAAGAGGAUUUUGUGCGGAAGUUUGGGCACGUUCGGUCCUCCCUGCGCUGUUCCUAG
Molecule: messenger RNA, 876 nt
Organism: Elephantulus edwardii (Cape elephant shrew)
Lineage: Eukaryota; Metazoa; Chordata; Mammalia; Macroscelidea; Macroscelididae
Gene: EPM2A
Product: epilepsy, progressive myoclonus type 2A, Lafora disease (laforin)
Exons: 6
Coding region: 1-876 (291 amino acids)
Biological process (GO): protein dephosphorylation
Cellular component (GO): nucleus; cytoplasm
Molecular function (GO): carbohydrate phosphatase activity; carbohydrate binding; protein tyrosine/serine/threonine phosphatase activity
Source: RefSeq, a predicted model, not a curated record